GCACUGUGUUUCAUCAGUGAUGAUGGGUUCUCUUCGGGCUCACAUUUUCAUCUUUGUUUGGAUAACUUUACCCUUUUGUGUUACUGAAAAAGCCAAAGUGCGGAGCUUCCGACAACGAGACACCGAGUCUACAGAUCAGUACCAGACAUGCCUGCAGGGGCCACCCGGAGUGCUGGGCAGGGAUGGUAACCCGGGGGUAAACGGCAUUCCCGGCACACCAGGAAUCCCCGGGAGAGAUGGACUGAAAGGAGAGAAAGGAGAGUGUGUGUCUGAGAAGUUUGAGGAGCCCUGGAAACCCAACUACAAACAAUGUGUUUGGAACGCUUUAAACUAUGGUAUUGAUCUUGGAAAAAUAGCUGCGUGCACGUUCACUAAGCAGCGUUCAGACAGCGUUCUGCGUGUGAUGUUCAGCGGUUCUCUCAGACUCAAGUGUAAGACGGCCUGCUGUCAGCGCUGGUACUUCACCUUUAAUGGAGCUGAAUGUACCGGACCCUUACCCAUAGAGUCCAUCAUUUACCUGGACCAGGGCAGCCCUGAGCUCAACUCUACCAUUAACAUCCACAGAACAUCCACAGUGGAGGGACUCUGCGAGGGGAUCCAGGCUGGUCUGGUGGAUGUUGGUAUAUGGGUGGGCACCUGUGCAGAUUACCCCCGCGGCGACGCGUCUACAGGUUGGAACUCAGUAUCCAGGGUCAUCAUUGAGGAGCUUCCAAAAUGAGCUUUACUCGUUCCUUUGCAGCCCCAUGGCAACGGAAUAUAAAACAUCACAUUCUUUACAUGGGACAUCCUUAUAGAGCUAUGUCAAAUUACAGCUAAUAAUGUUGUUUUGGGUUUGUGCAGCUUGAGGCAUUGCUGAAAAUGAUUCUCAGUAUGAUCAGUUACAACAACUCAGUGAUGGAGCUAUGGAUUUUUAAACACUACCAUGCUGGUUAUAAUAUUACCAUUAUUUUUAAGUACUGUAAAAACCAUCAAAUCGUUAUUACUGUAUCAUACAAUCACUG
Triplophysa dalaica is the source of this 1001-nucleotide messenger RNA. RefSeq names its product collagen triple helix repeat containing 1a (gene cthrc1a). The transcript has 4 exons. The record is from RefSeq and is a predicted model, not a curated record. Bases 20 to 718 code for a protein of 232 amino acids. NCBI's taxonomy places the organism in Eukaryota, Metazoa, Chordata, Actinopteri, Cypriniformes, Nemacheilidae.